Pseudomassariella vexata is the source of this 1563-nucleotide messenger RNA. RefSeq names its product glycoside hydrolase family 7 protein. Gene Ontology annotation, biological process: carbohydrate metabolic process. Bases 1 to 1563 code for a protein of 520 amino acids. The record is from RefSeq and is a predicted model, not a curated record. The transcript has 7 exons. NCBI's taxonomy places the organism in Eukaryota, Fungi, Ascomycota, Sordariomycetes, Amphisphaeriales, Pseudomassariaceae. Gene Ontology annotation, molecular function: cellulose binding; hydrolase activity, hydrolyzing O-glycosyl compounds. Gene Ontology annotation, cellular component: extracellular region.
AUGCUGUCCAAACUUGCCAUCGCCUCGUCGCUCGUGGCCGUCUCACGGGCUCAGCAAGCAUGCUCCUCCACCACAGAGACUCACCCCACAAUGACAUGGUCCAAGUGUGCUGCUGGAGGCACAUGCACUUCCCAGUCAGGGUCCGUUACAAUCGAUGCCAACUGGAGAUGGACCCACACCGUCUCAGGCAGCACUAACUGCUACACUGGAAAUGAAUGGGAUACAUCAAUCUGCACCGAUGCAGAGACGUGUGCAACGGCCUGCUGUCUCGACGGAGCUGACUACUCCGGCACCUACGGCGCCACCACCAGUGGCAACGCUCUCAACUUGCAGUUUGUGACCGAGGGACCAUACAGCACCAACAUCGGCAGCCGUUUCUUCUUGAUGGCUAGCGACACCACAUACCAGAUGUUCACCCUACUCGGCAACGAGUUCACCUUCGACGUGGACGUGUCGAAUUUGCCAUGCGGCCUGAAUGGCGCUCUGUACUUUGUCUCCAUGGACGAAGAUGGUGGCAUGUCUCGCUUCCCUACCAACAAGGCUGGUGCCAAGUACGGUACUGGGUACUGUGACUCGCAGUGCCCGCGGGACAUCAAGUUCAUUGAUGGUGUUGCCAACAGCGAGGGCUGGACCCCUUCCUCCAACGACGUUAAUGCCGGUCUCGGCGACUUGGGCUCGUGCUGUGCUGAGAUGGAUAUCUGGGAGGCGAACAGCAUCUCGGCCGCUUACACGCCUCACCCGUGCACCACGUCGUCUCAGCACUCGUGCAAUGGUGACGCCUGUGGAGGAACUUACUCUGCUGACCGAUACGGGGGAGAUUGCGAUCCCGAUGGAUGUGACUUCAACAGUUACCGCCAGGGCAACACCACCUUCUACGGUCCCGGAGACACCAUCGACACCAAGUCGCCCCUGACUGUGGUGACUCAGUUCCUCACUGGCACUGACGGUGCCCUGAGCGAGAUCAAGCGCUUUUACGUCCAGAAUAGCAAGGUUAUCCCCAACUCGGAGAGCUCCAUCGGCGGCGUCACGGGCAACUCCAUCACCACUGCUUAUUGCACCGCCCAAAAGGCUGCCUUCGGCGACACCAAUGACUUCGCCAAGAAGGGUGGCCUGGCCCAAAUGGGUGCCGCCCUUGCCAAGCCCAUGGUUCUUGUCAUGAGUCUGUGGGACGACCACGCCGCCAACAUGCUUUGGCUCGACUCUACCUACCCCGUCGGCAGUACCGCCGAGGGCGCGGCUCGCGGCACCUGCGCCACCACCUCGGGCGUCCCCUCCGACGUGGAGAAGAACAACCCCAGCGCCUCGGUAAAAUACUCUAACAUCAAGUUCGGUCCCAUCGGAUCGACCUUCAACAGCGCCGGCUCCGCAAGCGGUAGCUCGUCCUCCAGCACGCCGGGUGCCACGACCAAGCCGACAUCGACGACUACCAGCUCGACUUCGGGCGCCACGGGCACCGCACCCAAGUGGGCUCAGUGCGGGGGUAUUGGGUACACGGGUCCUACUACUUGUGUGGCAGGGACUACUUGCACCGUGUCGAAUGAGUACUACUCGCAAUGCUUGUAA